AUGUACAAGAAAUCAUUCCACCGGAUGAAUGACUCAGGCGAGCUCAACGUGUUCGAGGCUGCACGAUAUUUCUCUGGUGGCACCAAUGAAGUUCCAAGUGCAACUUUUGCACAUAAGAUCAUCGGAGAAGACAGGCAGUCUGCAGUGAAAACUGCUCGAAGAAUGAGCCUAGACGUGCCCCCGACGAUGAUGUUGAGACAUUCACUUCCUUCGCAAAUGGAAAAGAAAAUGAAAGAGAAAAAGCAUAAAAAGCCAAGUUCUCCCGGUGGCAAACUUGCCCAUUUCUUGAAUUCUCUUUUCAAUCAAACAUCUUCCAAGAAGAAAUCUAAAUCUUCUACACAGUCUGUUAAGGAAAGUGAGGAAGAAAGCCCUGGUUGCAGAAGGAAAAGAAGAAGCAGCAUUAGUUUUUUUCACACAAUUACAAAUACUGCUGAUUCUAAGUCCAUUUAUUCAUCUUCAAGUUCUGGUUUUCGAACACCUCCACCUGCACCUUAUACGCGUAAUCCCACAAAAAGACACACAGAUUACGCUUUUUCCGAUGACAAAAUCAGAUUCAGCAAUGGAAUAUUUGAGAAGAACAAGAAUUCUAAUCUUGGAUAUUCAAAUAGGAGUAGGAAAAACUGGUCUGAACGUCAGUUUCCAUCAGAAGAGAAAGAAUUUAGAAAGAUCAAUGAUUUUGACGAUGGUGCGGAUAGUGAUUCAAGCUCUGAUCUGUUUGAUUUACCAAAUCAUGAUUUAUAUUACUACUCAAGUGGGCUACCUGUUUAUGAAACAACCCAUAUGAACAGCAUCAAGAGAGGUCCGCCAAUUUCCGGUGGCGCAAUAUAA
This is a messenger RNA of Olea europaea var. sylvestris, 828 nucleotides long. Its product is annotated as protein BIG GRAIN 1-like E. Gene Ontology annotation, biological process: auxin-activated signaling pathway. The transcript has a single exon. NCBI's taxonomy places the organism in Eukaryota, Viridiplantae, Streptophyta, Magnoliopsida, Lamiales, Oleaceae. The record is from RefSeq and is a predicted model, not a curated record. Bases 1 to 828 code for a protein of 275 amino acids.